CGAGAACUCAUUUGCAAGUUUCCUCUAGGAGAAACAUCUUCGUGUCGUAAUUGUUGUUUUCCCUAUUUCCUCCUCCUUCCCCGGAUCUCCAAUCCCUUAUGCUCCACUAAACCUUCCUUUUACCUCAUGUAUCGCAGACUGUACACUUCCUUGUCUCACACCACACCCUUCCUCUCUCUUCCAUUCCUUCCCAAGCCCCCAACGCUCUUAUCCCUUCUCGCAAAACCUCAAAAUCUCUCCACAAGAUUGCUGUUCACUUCAGCAGCAAAAAUGGCGGAUGCCCAGAAAUCUCAUCCCAUCCCUGCCCUCGAAAAAGCUUCAAAAUCUGAAUUACUCCGUGCCCUUGAGUCCUCUCUGCGGACCACCUUCAGUUCUGACUCAAUCUGCCCCUCCCCAAAUCCUCUAAUCAUUGUCAUUAGCGGUCCCAGUGGAGUGGGUAAAGAUGCAGUCAUCAGGAAACUAAGGGAAGCGCGGGAAAAUCUCCAUUUUGUUGUCACCGCCACCAGCCGCGGUAUGCGGCCUGGUGAGGUAGAUGGAAAAGACUACUUCUUUGUGUCAAAGGAGGAAUUUUUAUCAAUGGUGGAAAAGAAUGAGUUAUUGGAGUAUGCUCUGGUUUAUGGUGAGUACAAAGGAAUACCUAAGAAGCAGAUUAGGGAGUACAUGGCAAAGGGGUACGAUAUUGUCUUGAGGGUGGAUAUACAAGGGGCACAGACGCUGAGGAAGAUUCUUAAGGAUUCCGCUGUGUUUUUAUUUUUGGUAGCAGAGAGCGAGCUGGCGCUGGUGGAGAGGCUGAUUGAAAGGAAGACGGAGAGCAAGGAGGAGUUGCUUGUGAGGGUUGCAACUGCUAGGGAGGAGGUGAGGCAUGUCAAGAACUUUGACUAUGUCGUGGUGAAUGCGCAGGGGAAGCUUGAUGAUGCAGCGAGGUUAGUGGGGUCUAUUAUUGAUGCUGAGAAGGCUAGGGUUCGGCAGAGGAGUGCAGUGAUUUGAUUCCUGGAGGGGAUAACAAUCAUCGUAUGUGGAAAAGCUGAUUUGAGGUUUUUAGAUCUUGCGGGGUACUUCUUAGCAUGCAGUACACAAAUGAUGACAGGUAUUUGCCCUGAGAUUCUUCUAUUCUCACACCUACAUGAGAAGCAUUAACAGAGAGAAAGGAUUAUCUAGUCAUGGAUAUAUUAUCAUGAAAUUCCACACUGUACAUGUUCUGAAUUAUCCCUUGGAUUCCUUUAUCAAUGUAUUUAGAAUAGAUUUCCAUUCUUUCUUGUUUAAAACUUUUAAUGGAAUGUCAAGUCCACUAAUUCAUUUUUUAUGUCUACCUGAAGUCUCCUCUCUUGGCAUAAGGGCUUCUUUUAUUUUAUUUUUGCAAGUUGUGUGUUUGAAUCAGAUAAAUACUAGGAGAAGACGGCAGGCUGGAACUGGAGGUUUUCAGGCUGAAUCUGCAGACAUAAUCUGCCUUCCUAGUAAAAUAAUGAUUGACCAUUUUUGGUAGUCUUCAUCCAUCAAAGGCAAAAGCCUCUUAGUGUCGCUGAAUAAGCUCAAUUUUUUAAGGUGUCGUGUGAUUUAUGUUUUUAUGGGACAUGAAUAUGAUGAUGAUGGAUUAUACCAACCAAUAAGAGUUUAACUGAAUU
Messenger RNA from Rubroshorea leprosula, 1622 nucleotides. The record is from the annotation of a GenBank genome assembly. Lineage: Eukaryota; Viridiplantae; Streptophyta; Magnoliopsida; Malvales; Dipterocarpaceae.